Messenger RNA from Uranotaenia lowii, 1234 nucleotides. RefSeq names its product protein mono-ADP-ribosyltransferase PARP16-like. Gene Ontology annotation, cellular component: membrane; nuclear envelope; endoplasmic reticulum tubular network. The record is from RefSeq and is a predicted model, not a curated record. NCBI's taxonomy places the organism in Eukaryota, Metazoa, Arthropoda, Insecta, Diptera, Culicidae. The coding region runs from base 9 to 1070 and encodes 353 amino acids. Gene Ontology annotation, biological process: endoplasmic reticulum unfolded protein response. Gene Ontology annotation, molecular function: protein serine/threonine kinase activator activity; NAD+ poly-ADP-ribosyltransferase activity; kinase binding. The transcript is spliced from 2 exons.
GAGCAAAGAUGGAUUCACCGAAUCAACAAAACAAAGCAUCGCUGCUGCAGGAAGUGAUCGAUCGAGAUCCGAAGGCUGCCGAUAUGAGGAUCUCACUGUUUGUGUCGGCUGCUCGAUCCUUCAAGUAUGAUUCCUGCCUGCAACCAUUUCCCUCCGAUUACUUGGAAGACCGGGAGAAAAACAUCGGCGCACUGAACAAAGUAUUGGACGGCUUGCCUCCGUUGAUAGGACUGAAGACUAUUGAUCUGGAUGAAAAGCAGGUGGAUUUGUUGUACUGGUUGCUCUGCAGACAAACGACGAUUCCGGCAUUGCGAUCGGUUGAAAAGAUGGAUUUUGAGAGUGUUUUUGCUAAAGCACCCUGCUUAGCAGAAUUCCAGCGACCGCAGUAUGUAUUCAAAGUCAAGUAUCCAGAAGAUUCAGGGGCUGAGAAAAAAUUUAUGAGACACAAGAAGGAAUUUCCUUCUUACCACGCGUAUCAUGGCAGUAAGGUGUUCAAUUUUUAUUCAAUCCUGAGCUAUGGACUGCAGCAACACUUGAACAAAACGGCCCUUUAUGGUGAAGGGAUUUAUCUAUCCACGGAGCUGCACGUGAGUCAGAUGUUUGCGCCAACCGGAGGAGGUUGGCCUCGAUCAGCCCUGGGGAGUCACCUUUCUUGUACGGCUGUCUGUGAGUACAUAGACAAUCCAGCCUACGUCAAGUGUCAGGAGGAAAAUCAAACGGGAGAAUUCCCGGAAAAGUACAUCCUUAUCAAAAACAACGAGAUGGUACAAGUCCGGUAUCUGCUCGUGUACGGCAGCAACCAGACUGUGACUUCCGGUCGGCAUUCGAACUGGCAACUGCAGACUAAAUUCAAUCAAAAAGCGCAACAACCCCAACGACAACAGGUGGGCGGCUGCGUUCAAUGGUUGGCGGCCAACAAAAGCUGGCUUUUGGCGGUCAGCUAUGUGCUGAUGCUGUUUGCCAUCGGACUGAUGAACAAUCCCAAUGCGUACUAUAUGCGGAAGAUGUUUCUGCAAAAAAUCAACCACAUGUGCAGUGCUCUGUUUCGAAGCGAGCAGGAUACCUCCUGAUGAGCAGUGAUGAACUAUCCAAAAAGAUUUCUAUGAAAUAGUUACAACUUAAUAAUGAUAACUGCAUUUCAGAUAUUUUUUUAUUGUGUUGGAAACAGGUUGGCGUUGAUAGUUUUUAUCGAUAAUCUUAAUGAUGCUUAGGAAAAAUAGCUUAAGGAGAAUAU